AUGGGUGGUCUCAGUGCUGUUGCAAGGAAGGUUAUUCAGGCACUUGAGACUUUGUCAGCUACUGAGAAAACGAUUCAGCUUUGGUAUAGGGGAUAUGAGGACGGAGGUGGGUCGCUGCAAGGUAGAACGUUUGGAAAACGAAUGAGCGCUGUUGACGAAGAUAAAUUGAAAGUCGAGUUUGAGAAAGAGUCUAUAACAAGCACCGGGAAGUUUGUAGAGUUGAAUCAAGAAUAUGGAACUGGAGUUGAUAUGCGAGAGCUUGGCAAGAUCUGUAAAGGUGUUCCAAUGGCGUAUUACCAUUCUAAGCCGCGAGUGGUUUCCAGGAUUGAUGGCAAGGGACAAUAUUGUUAUUUCUUCCCUAGUAUUCGUGACGAGCUUUUUGAGAAGAAUGAAAAGGGUCACUUUGUUGGGGAUGAAGAAGAUCUUGAAACAUAUUGUAGAAUAAAAUUUGGUGGUCAUCUUAUUUCAGUAAACAACGACGAAGAAAUCUCAGUUGUAAAUUCUGAUGUUUUUGGAGACUUUUCCGCUACUCGACAGUUUGAUAUGCUUGUCUACGCUGGUCUGAAGAUAAGGGAAGAAGACCAGCAAGAAGCUGCAUUCACCGAUGGUACAAAUGAUAGCUUUGUAAAUGCACGAGCAUUUUUAAGAAAGGAUGCAUACCAUCCUUUAUGUUUGUACUUUAAGCGAUACUACAAAGACAAAAUAGACGCUAUAGUAUGGGAUCGCUGUGGCUUAUUUUCAGUGUUUGUCUGCAAAUCACCACUCGCUGAUAUUCCGCCUCGAACGAGAAGGCUGGCUGAUAAAGCAAGGAAGAGUACAGUCAAUUUCUGUCAACGUGAAAUAUUUUGCUGCGUCGAUCGAUAUCAACUUUUUAUUCCUUCGCAAAGUGAAUAUAAUGUACCGUGUUUGCAGGAAAAAAUAGGUUUGUGUCAAGUCGCGCAAUCAAAAUCUCCAGAUUUCAAAUAUAAAUUGCCUCCUCCUCUGGUUAAAAAUGAGCAGACGGGUGAGAGUUACUGUUUGCGUGACCUGGAGGUUACUCGUGAAAUUCGCAUUGAGAACUUUCAUGACGCAGAGAGUUUUUGCAAAGAAUAUUUCAACGGACAUCUUCUCUCAGUGGCUGACAAGGGAGAAAUGAAUUUCUUAGUUCUUCCUGAUGCAAUCACGAUGAUUGGUUGGUUAGACUUAACAAGCUGGACCUACACAUCUCUGGUAAAGACUAUAUUUACAGGUACCUUAUUUGAAAACAAGGUGCGAGAUGAAGCAAAGUUAAUUGAGUCUAGGAUGAUUGGACUGACGUAUACGGAAGGACGAGGAAUCCCAUCUUUUACUGAUGGUACAGACCCGAUAUAUGCUUUUGCGACGUCGCAUUCAGAGAAAACUACGUUGGAUUAUAACGGAAACUGUUUUGCGCUGGUGUAUCUCAUCGGAGAGAACCGAGGUUUUAGUAGUUGA
Messenger RNA from Enterobius vermicularis (human pinworm), 1452 nucleotides. Lineage: Eukaryota; Metazoa; Nematoda; Chromadorea; Rhabditida; Oxyuridae. The record is from the annotation of a GenBank genome assembly.